Messenger RNA from Saccostrea echinata, 2017 nucleotides. Its product is annotated as protein artichoke-like. The record is from RefSeq and is a predicted model, not a curated record. The coding region runs from base 345 to 1784 and encodes 479 amino acids. Gene Ontology annotation, molecular function: protein binding. Gene Ontology annotation, cellular component: plasma membrane. The transcript has 2 exons. NCBI's taxonomy places the organism in Eukaryota, Metazoa, Mollusca, Bivalvia, Ostreida, Ostreidae.
ACAGACUUGAAAUAUCUUAAAUAAACAAAUAAAGUAACUGUCAUUCAGAGCUCGACAUAGCCCAUCCACUCUCUACCGCGGCGCACUACAAAGUGCUGCCUUUCAGAGCAGUUUGCACGCCACGAAAACCUAUCACGUGAUCUCUUCGCCAUUAAGCAUUUCAUUGGAUUAAACAGGGAGUUGUAAUAAAUCCGAUUCUGACCUCCUGAGUAUUUCUAAUGCCAAAUCGAAACAUUAAGUCGGAAUAUAGACACAAGUACAAUUGACGAUACCCCGGAUGUGCACAUCUAAAUAUAGCACCCACGUGGUAUUGUUUACUAUAAACACGUGUGAACGGGAUCGAUAUGUCAUUGCCUUUUCUAGGAAUAUUAAUUGGCAUGGCAAAUGCGUGUCCAGAGGCUUGCAAGUGUUUGGACAAAACACUAAACUGUAGUUACAGAGAGCUAAGUGAACAACCUGUUAUUGAUGAGGCUUUUCAAAAAUGGAAUUUCAGUGGCAACCAGUUAAAAAGAGGAACCACAGCAGAACUUAGGCACAGUGUCACCAGUGUUGUGAAUAUUCUUGAUAUAAGCUACAACAAAGUUACAAUUGUUGAAGAAAACUUUUUACUUAACUUUGAAAAUCUGCAAGAGGUGUCAGUUUCAAAUAAUAAAUUAAAUGACUUUGGGUUCUCUCUUCCAUCAACACUUGAAAUUUUAAAAGCUAGCAAUAAUUUUUUCCAAACAUGGCCAAUUGAUAAAUUAUUACAACCACAUAAUUUAAGGGAAGUUUAUUUUGAUCACAAUUUCCUGAAGAGUGUUACUUGUUCGAAAGAUACAAAUUUAAUUUUUGAAAGGUUUGAAAAAUUAGAUUUAUCUUUUAACAAUAUUGAAAACCUUGAUGAUUGUAUAUUUAAGAAAAUGCCAGUUUUACACAAUUUAAACCUAUCAAAUAACAAAAUCAAGAAAUUAACAGAAGAGUUAUUUAAAUCAAACACACAAUUAGAAAAAUUGGAUCUCUCCGGCAAUAUGCUAAAACACAUUCCAAAAGGACUUUUUGAGAAAGUACCAAAUCUUUCUUACCUCUUUCUAUCCAGAAACAAAAUUGUUACUUUUCCUUCGCAGCUUCCAACACUAGAAGUAUUAGACAUUUCGUUUAAUCUGAUCCAUAGUGUUGAAGAGGAUAUUAAAGGUGACGUUUAUCCCCAUGAGGUUUUAUUACUGGGAGGAAACCCAUUUUACUGCGACUGUCGAGUACAGUGGCUUAAAGAAUUCUUAGAUACAAGAGAAUAUCAGUUACAGUACUAUAACAUUCCAGAGGAAAAGUUCAUUCCAACUUGCCAAGGCCCUUCUAACCUGUUCAAUGAUUCAUGGAAUUAUCUAAGCAGUGAUUUAUUUGUUUGUGAUUUUGAAAAUCCUCAAGAAGAGAAAGGGUUGGAAGAUUCUGAAAUUAAACAAAAGGACUUGAAAUUAAAAACUGUUGAAAUUGGGGAGACGUUUGUCAAGUUGCAUUGGAAUAUUUAUAAAACUGUAUCAGUCACUUCACUAUCUUAUGAGUUGAAAUAUCAUCAAUUUGGCCAUAAAGAUAAACAGACUUUACACUCCUUUAGAUCCACCUCUUUGUCUUAUGUUCUUCAGAAUCUCACUGCAGGAACAGCCUAUAUUAUUUGUCUGAGAGAAGUUACAUCUAUCCAGAAGACUGAAUUUGAUUGUGUAGAAAUUGUAACAAAAGAGGACAGUCUACUGUAUGCCUAUAUGUUUUUUAUAUGCGUAUUGUCUGUGCUAUUUUAUGUUUUUAAGGUAUAGGUACAUAUAAAUUAUAAAAAUAUUACCAAUGUUCAAAUAUAUAUGUAUACUGUUCUUAAAGCUUGAACAGACAUUGUAAAUGCUUGCCUUGAAGUGCACAUGAUUAAAAGAACUGUCAACAAACUGAAUGAAUAUUUAUAUAGUUUAAGCACAUCCAUCUCUCAGCCAGGAACAAUAAUUUGACAUUAUUACUUAUCUGAAUAAGUCUCAAAAUGAAGUUUGAAAUUAAAAUC